This is a messenger RNA of Cygnus olor (mute swan), 9137 nucleotides long. RefSeq names its product potassium voltage-gated channel subfamily H member 1 (gene KCNH1). Bases 126 to 2999 code for a protein of 957 amino acids. The record is from RefSeq and is a predicted model, not a curated record. The transcript is spliced from 11 exons. Gene Ontology annotation, molecular function: delayed rectifier potassium channel activity. Gene Ontology annotation, biological process: potassium ion transmembrane transport; regulation of membrane potential. Gene Ontology annotation, cellular component: membrane. NCBI's taxonomy places the organism in Eukaryota, Metazoa, Chordata, Aves, Anseriformes, Anatidae.
GCGGCGGGAGGGCUGAUGCCGCACGGCCGUGCCCGCGGUCCCGGCGGAGGCAUGGGGCGGGCGGCGGAGCGGGGCUGAGCCGAGCCGAGCCCUCCGCGCCGCGCCACGCCGCCGGCAGAGCGACUAUGGCCGGGGGAAGGAGGGGGCUGGUGGCGCCUCAGAACACCUUCCUGGAGAACAUCGUGCGGAGGUCUAACGAUACUAAUUUUGUCUUGGGUAAUGCCCAGAUAGUGGAUUGGCCCAUUGUGUACAGCAACGAUGGAUUUUGCAAGCUAUCAGGAUAUCACAGAGCAGAAGUUAUGCAAAAAAGCAGCACCUGCAGUUUUAUGUAUGGAGAGCUGACAGACAAAGAUACAAUUGACAAGGUCCGACAAACAUUUGAGAACUAUGAGAUGAACUCCUUUGAAAUCCUGAUGUACAAGAAGAACAGAACACCUGUCUGGUUCUUUGUGAAAAUCGCUCCAAUCCGAAAUGAGCAGGAUAAAGUGGUUUUAUUUCUUUGCACUUUCAAUGACAUAACGGCUUUCAAGCAGCCCAUUGAGGAUGAUUCAUGUAAAGGUUGGGGAAAGUUUGCUCGCUUGACCCGUGCCCUCACAAGCAGCCGAGGCGUGCUUCAGCAGCUUGCUCCGAGCGUGCAGAAAGGAGAGAAUGUUCACAAGCAUUCACGACUUGCUGAGGUACUGCAGCUGGGCUCUGAAAUCCUCCCACAGUACAAACAAGAAGCACCAAAGACUCCGCCACAUAUAAUUUUGCAUUAUUGUGUUUUCAAGACUACCUGGGACUGGAUCAUCUUGAUUUUAACCUUCUACACCGCUAUUUUGGUCCCUUACAAUGUCUCCUUUAAAACCAAACAGAACAAUGUGGCCUGGCUAGUAGUGGACAGCAUUGUAGAUGUCAUUUUUUUGGUAGACAUUGUGCUUAAUUUCCAUACCACCUUUGUGGGACCAGCAGGAGAGGUGAUCUCUGACCCAAAGCUGAUUCGCAUGAAUUACUUGAAGACCUGGUUUGUGAUCGAUCUGCUCUCAUGCUUGCCGUAUGAUGUCAUCAACGCAUUUGAGAAUGUUGAUGAGGGCAUCAGUAGCCUCUUCAGUUCACUUAAAGUGGUCAGACUACUUCGACUCGGUCGUGUAGCUCGGAAAUUGGACCACUACAUUGAAUAUGGAGCAGCAGUCUUGGUUCUGCUGGUGUGCGUGUUUGGUCUUGCGGCACACUGGCUGGCCUGCAUUUGGUACAGCAUAGGAGACUAUGAAGUUAUUGAUGAGGAUACAAACACGAUCCGAACUGAGAGCUGGCUCUAUCAGCUGGGAAUGUCGAUAGGAACACCUUACCGCUUUAACACAUCAGGCUUUGGAAAAUGGGAAGGCGGUCCAAGCAAGGACUCCGUCUACAUCUCCUCAUUGUAUUUUACGAUGACCAGCCUCACCAGUGUUGGUUUUGGUAACAUCGCUCCAACUACAGAUGGGGAGAAGAUCUUUGCUGUUGCUAUGAUGAUGAUUGGCUCCCUUCUGUAUGCAACCAUUUUUGGUAAUGUGACAACCAUAUUUCAGCAAAUGUAUGCUAAUACGAACAGAUACCAUGAAAUGCUGAACAGUGUCCGAGACUUUCUAAAGCUCUACCAGGUCCCUAAAGGACUGAGUGAACGUGUGAUGGAUUACAUUGUUUCCACCUGGUCAAUGUCCAGAGGAAUAGAUACUGAGAAGGUUUUGCAGAUAUGCCCUAAGGACAUGAGAGCAGACAUCUGUGUGCAUCUGAACCGUAAAGUUUUCAAGGAGCACCCAGCCUUCAGGCUGGCGAGUGAUGGGUGCCUUCGAGCGCUUGCCAUGGAGUUUCAGACAGUGCACUGUGCCCCAGGAGACCUGAUCUACCAUGCUGGCGAGAGCGUCGACAGUCUCUGCUUUGUGGUUUCAGGGUCUUUGGAAGUAAUCCAGGAUGACGAAGUCGUUGCUAUAUUGGGCAAAGGAGAUGUUUUUGGUGAUGUCUUCUGGAAGGAGUCUACCCUUGCCCAGUCCUGUGCUAACGUAAGGGCUUUGACCUACUGUGAUCUUCAUGUGAUUAAGAGAGAUGCCUUGCAGAAAGUGCUGGAGUUCUAUACAGCCUUUUCACAUUCCUUCUCCAGAAAUCUUAUUUUGACUUACAACUUGAGAAAAAGGAUUGUGUUCCGGAAAAUCAGCGAUGUGAAACGUGAAGAAGAGGAGAGAAUGAAGAGGAAGAACGAAGCCCCUCUGAUUUUACCGCCAGAUCACCCGGUCCGCCGGCUGUUUCAGCGCUUCAGGCAGCAGAAGGAGGCACGGCUCGCAGCAGAGAGAGGGAGAGAUCCGGAUGACCUGGACGUGGAGAAGGGCAACGUCUUAGGCGAGCACUCCUCGGCCCGCUCGGUGGUCAAAGCCAGCGUGGUGACCGUACGGGAGAGUCCGGCGACCCCCGUGUCGUACCAGUCGGCUUCGACGUCUGGGGCGUCCGACCAGGCAAAGCUGCAGGCCCCGGCGUUGGAGUACGCGGGGUGUAAAGCGUCGGGGGAUUACCCUCGACGGAAAGGCUGGGCCAAAUUCAAAGAUGCCUGUGGGAAAGGUGAAGACUGGAACAAAGUCUCCAAAGCAGAAUCCAUGGAGACUUUACCAGAGAGAACUAAAGCUUCGGGAGAAGCUACCCUGAAGAAGACAGACUCUUGUGACAGUGGCAUCACAAAAAGUGACUUGCGCUUGGAUAAUGUUGGGGAGACACGAAGCCCGCAGGACCGCAGCCCGGUCCUCACCGAGGUCAAGCAUUCCUUUUAUCCUAUUCCAGAACAGACUCUUCAGGCCACCAUGCUGGAAGUGAAACACGAGUUGAAAGAGGACAUCAAGGCUUUAAACACAAAAAUGACCAAUAUAGAAAAACAGCUUGCUGAGAUACUUAGGAUAUUAACCUCAAGAAGAAGCUCCCAGUCACCACAGGAGUUGUUUGAAAUAUCAAGGCCCCAGUCUCCAGAAUCAGAAAAAGACAUGUUUGGAGCUAGCUGAGGUGUUUCUUUAUGAAAAACAAUCAAUCAAACAAACAGACCACCCCCCUAACAUUUUAAAUUUAAUCUCGAAAACGAGUGAGGGACCAAUUCACUAAGCAUGUUCCCUGUGUCUAAAAAGGUACGGUAGCAGGAAUUGCAACCUCAUGUCAAGAUGGCAGCUGACUCUGAAGCCUUUUUGACAGCAAGGGUACAGUUUAUAAAGUUUUUCUUUUCUGCAUUGGUUCCCAUUCCCCCCACUCCCUCUCUCCCUCAGGAUGUUGAAAUAAGAACUCGGAAAGCAGCAGCCAUCCCAGUGAGCGCCAGGUGACCUCUUAGGUUAUUGGAGCAUGCCUUAUGUAGUUAGCUCAGUUUUUGCCUAUAUGAAUAAGGACUUGCCAGGGUGCUUAUGUUUUCAGCUUUUAUUUUAUUUUAUUUUAUUUUAUUUUGCUGCUGUCACUGUCUCAGUCACCUGUUCAGCAUGUUAAAUGCCACAGUAUGUUUUCAUAUACCUGUAAAAAAGCAAAGAGCAGUAGAAUGAACGUGUGCUACUUGAUAGCAAAGUUCAUUUUGGGAUGUUAAGAGAUUUGUAAAAAAAGUGAAAAAAAUGUAAGUUUUUUUUUUAAUUUACAUACUGCUAAACCAAUUACAUUUAACAACAUCCUCAGAAAUAGGGAUAGCAUUUCAGGUCAGUCAAUAAACAGGAUCAUCCACAUUCUCAUUCUGUGAGCCAGGAUACUGAUUUCCAAAAGCUUAACUUCUGUCUCAGAUGUUGUUGAAUAUCGUUACCUUUGCUUUUAACUCCAGCCACUGGAGGACAGAGGUUUGGAUGUGCAGUGUGCCUGCAGAAUGUGCAGAAUGUGUCCUGCCCACAGCAGAACGUACCGUGGUGCAUCAGUGCCAGUAACUAUUCUGCAGAUUUUCCUCCUUGUGAAAAUACACUGUGGCAUUUAUGUCCCAUUUUUGCUAUGAAUCUGCUCUUUUAGUUCUUGUUAAAUUAUUAUUCAGAAGUUUCUGUUUUGGUAAUGUUCACUGUAGCCAAAGGCUUUCACAGAAAUUUUAGAGGUUUUAGAUUGUGGCAUUUUUCUCUACAUCCAGAUGUAUUGUUCCUGAUCUUAUCUAGCUAGAAAGCAAAUGGAUAAUAGAGGUAGAAAUACAGUGCUUACUGUAUACAAGCACUAUUGUAGCAAGGAAACAAGACGAUCUGCUUCUUAAAGAUGUUUCCAAAACUUAUAUUUUCAUAACUUCUUUGGAGGAAGAUUGAAGCACUUUACCAAAACUACUGUUCAUUAUUCAUUAGGUAGGGUAGCACAAAUGGUAUCAAGGCUUGGGAUAGAGGUGUGUUUUCACAGUAAAUUCUCUCCACUGAUCAGGUACGUUCACUAUUUAUCGGUAGGUUAUUGCACAGAAGCACAAUGCAACACUUUUUUGGGUUUUCAUUCUUAAUGGCAGUAGGUCAAUACAGUUCAGUAGUAGUUCUCAUUCUUUUUCUAUGGUACAAAGUCAUUCAAAAAAAAUAUAUGACAUGAUUUUGGGGGAAGAAAAUUUGGUUCAGGUUAAGUAAGGAAGAGGUAAGGGAAAUGACCAAUUUGAAAGGAUUUUGGGUGGCCUGAUGCUUGCAUGGUGCCAUGCAGAACUGUGCCAGCCAUCCCUGGGGAGGUGCAAGGUGCCCUGGUGAAGUGGCACAGCGUCGGGGCUGUGCUGUGUGAAGCUGGGAGCUAAGGUCUCGAAGGCAGGAUAUCUGUUAAUAUCUGUUCUUCCAGUAACUGCCUUGCUCUGAGAUGCUGAUUAUUCAGAGAGCAGCACUGCAGUUUGCAGCUGGUUUAUGGUUAGCUUUCAAGGGUCAUAGGCCUUGGUUCACUACAGAAGUGUCCAGAGAUUAUAAAAUCUUACCCAAGGAUUGAAAAAUUCCAGAGAAACAUCUGUCAGGAUCAAAUUUGUAUGCUUCUUUCCCCCAUUCCCAAGAAAAGGCAUUAGUGAGGUGACUUGCUAUGAAACAGGGGUGCCAUUCCCUGAAUUUACUUCUGGCUUCAUGUUUAGUUUUUUCCAGUGGUGACUGGUGUCUGUAACAGAUAUGUACUGAAGACACACAGUACUGAGGAAAGCUCUUUUUGACCAAAUCACAGUGUGUGUUUGGUGCUUUAAUCACUGUAAAUGGCAACGGUUACCUGCAAUGGCUAUGCCAUGAUUACCAUAAGAAAUCCACACAGCAUUGGUUUCAGUUAGAAACUCCUACAUGAUUUUUCUCUCUAGUCUUGUCAGUCAGUAAAUUAAUCCAACAGUGAAAUUAUGCCAGAAUAAACCACAGGUUUACAAGUAUAUAUGUAUUUCUAAUUGAUGCCCAAAAGUUCCAGGAGGGUUUGAGAGGCUAACUUGGUGUCAGUUUUCUAAUCCAGGCAAAGUGCUCUUCAACAUUAUAUUCCCAACAUCGGGUUUCCUUCAUAAAAUUUGUGAAAGGCUGAAAGUCUUGCUGAACUCAGCAGGUACCCAUCUCCCUGUACUUGGAUAAACAUUAAAAUUGGCUUAUCCGAGGCAGAUGGGGGAGGAAAUGGUUAUAACCCCCAAAGGAUGUGCCUGAUAUCUCGAGUAUCACAGCGCAGGCGUAGAGUUAAAUGUGCAGUUGCAGGUUACCUGGCCCUUUGCAGCUGGCACUGUGUUGAUGUUUCUCAGUGGUAUGUUUCAUGUGCCCUCAGGGAUGUGUCUAAGGUUUUUCUGGUGUUGCUGAUUGCCGAAUCCUGGCGUUAUGGCAGGGUUAAGCCUAGAAGCCCCCCAGUUAUCCCCUCUGCCACAUGUAGUACUGUGAGUAAAGGAGCCCAAGUCCCCAUCUUCUGGCGGCACCUCUCGUGCAGCCUGACGUGCAGCCAGCGUGAUUUGGCGUGCUGCUGCCUGCUGUACUGCAAGGGGUGGGUGUAGCAGAGCCCAUUUUGAAGGCUUUUAUGAGGCUGUCAUAAUAGCCUGUAAAGCCAUUUAUAAUCCAUUUGUAAAGCCUUGAAAGACUGUAAUAUACUACGGAAUUACACUUAAAAUGUAAUGUCUUUGAGGAAUAUGGCCAAAUUUCAUUCUGUUACAGUCAUGAAACUCCAGAAAAACUCUGCUCCCUCCGGUGACACCUUCAAGGCAUCUGCUGCAGGCCAGCACUGGCAGCAGGCAAUGUCAUUCACAUUUGCACAGCUGUAACAGAUCAGACCCAUUUUAUUAGGGUUUUAUGAACUGGUAGGUACUAAAACUAGUUGUAGAAGACUGCAUCAUCCCUCAGUAACCAGUAUGUGUUGUAAGAGAAUUUGAAAUAAUAUAAUAUUUAGGAUGAGCUUUUGGUCUUUGGAUUCCCCAGGCUACCUAGUGAUUAAAAUGAGCACAACUCUGCCUGCUGUGGAACGAGUGACGGCUUUGGCCCUCAGACUGGUUUGGAGCUGUAGUGUAGUGCCCAGGCUCAGCAGAUCCAGUGCUUCUCGUUUAGGAAGUGAUUGAAAGCACCUCUGUUGCAAAUCUGUCUCUACUGAGCCUUAAACUUAGAUGCCUAAGGCUGGGUGGUGUACAUACCCAUGGUAAUUUUUACUUGUUCUUCCAUUUCUUUGUCAGCUUUUCCUUUUUCUCUCUACAUAUUGAGCAAGCCUUCUCACUUAAAUUAUUUUUCAGCUUAGAAAUGAAUGACCUCUGAACAUGAGAUUCUGUCCCUUCACAAGCAAAUGUUUGUACAGUCUGUAAGAAAAAAGAAAAAACAAAGCCCCUGUUUUAACGGUGUUCUGGCAUAGUGCUUCUACCAUUUAACAACCUGCUAAAGAGCCUGUAUUAAUCAAAAAGUGAUCAUGCAUUCUGUUUUUACCCUACAUUCGAAUGAGAUUUCAGUCAAAAGCUGGUGGUUCAGGGAAAGAGCCUGGGUUAUGAACUGUUAAAAUGGAAACGUGUAAAAGUUUGUACUUAACCAGAAUACCAAUAUGCAGCACAGGAUUAAAAAAGCAAAAACCAACCCUCACCCCUUCUGUGUUCAGAUACAUUAACUUCUGUCUGGUAUUACCUGUAUACUUUUAAAAACACCCUUCUUGCUUUAAAUCUCUUUCACAGUGCUGCUCUGAAUCCCAGCGAGCACCCUGUUUAACAGCUUCGAAGGUGAUGUUCUGCUUCUACAGUACUUCACUUUAAUGAACCGAACAAGAUAUUUACUGUGAAUAUGUGGUGAUACUUUCAAUCACUCUUAACCAGUCUGUGAAAGAAUUUAAUACAUGAUUUGUCUUUGCUAUAUAAACAACGUGUAUGAUUACACUUGUGCAAAUGCGUGUACAUACACACAUAUAUAUAAUAUCUAUGUACAGAUAAGUCUAUGGAUUGUGUUUCUGUUCUGUAAAAGCACAUCCCUCAUUUAAUGAUUACAGUUCAAGACGGGAACUUAAAUCUUCCCAGUAGCUACCCACUGAAUGUCCUAGUUAUUAUCUUGUUUGUUAAAUGUUGAAUUUCUAAGGCCAAGACUUUUGGUUUCUCUAGCGGGCCUCAACUUUAUCCUGUUAGUCUGGCUAGCUGUGACUGAGAGAAGAUCUGGCAGGUGCUGUGAUAGGAAAAGGAAAUCGUGUGACAUUGGAAAAAUGCUGUAUCAUAGUUGGUGGGAAUAUGGCUCAUAAGCCACCAUUUGUUGCUCACUCACAAUGUCUCUGAAGCUAAGCUUCCCUGGUAUCGCUUCUCGUGGCUUCUCCUGCAAGAGGGACUGUGGAACAGGCGGAUUUCUUUUUCCUGGUACCAGGGGAUGUCUCAAAGGUGCUGAGCCUAUCCUUCUUCUCAUGUGGCACACAGUCACCGCACCUCUGCUUUCUUGUCCUGGUAUUAGGUGGUGAAGAGCACCUUCUGAAUUCUUCAUUUCCACGUAGUCUCCUGUGGGUGUUUUGGCAAUAACAAAGUCUGUGUUUCAGCUGCACUUCUGAUUCAUUGCAACAAACUUUUUAGAGAGAGACCCGUGCAGGGAAGCUCCAGAAAUUUGAGGUGAGGUACAGUAGAUUACUGCAUCCUUUAAUCAGACAUAGUUUUGACCACAUUGUUGUGGCAAGCGUUGAUUCAAUUAAAUGAAAAUAAAGCUUUUUGCAAUAAGAUAUAUCCAACAUUUAGCCUUAAGACCCUUUCAUAAGUGACACAAUUCAAACUGUGAUUCCAUUCUCCUUCCUUCUUAAUGUUCUGUAGUAUUUACAAUGUUGCCUAAAGAUAAAGCACUUUGAUUAGCUUUCUAAAUCUGAUGGAAAUCACUUGUUGGUAAUCACAUUUAUUUCUCCACUUAUUGCCUUCUUCUUAGUAUAAUAAAUUACUCCAAUAGUCCUCUCCCCUUACAAAACCAAGAUACAUAAUUAUUGUCUAAAUACUUUUGUACAUCAGGGAGCCAGCCCGUCAUAUCAUAAAAGUGUUUGUUUCAAAGAUUUUUUUACAGUUCAACAACGCUAAUGUGAAUUUACCUGCAACUGUAAUUUGUUUCAAGCUGAUUGUUGAGUGUUGUGUAAACAUAUUUGAUGUGUAAUCCCAGGACAUCUCUGUAGGUGGAUUUAAAUGCCUGGUGUUAACAAAAGUUUGGGGUUUUCACUCUCUGUUCCGAAAGGCUAAUGUCCUUUUUUCUUCCCACUGAAUCUGUGACCACUAACAUAGAAAAAGAAUCAUUUUAGCUGUAGAUGAAAGAUGUUCAAUAAUCUUGUAUCAGGAUGAACUGCUAUAUAAAGAAAUACGAAGUUUUCUAAUGAAUGUGUUAUAUUAUUGUACCUACAUACAAUCAAUAUUUGUACAUCUGUUGGAAACCUGUCUGCGUUUCAAUAUUUAGCCACCACUGCAUGGACACUUUAUUGAUAUGCAGUUAAUGCAGUCGCUUUGGCGCUUUUAAAUGUAUUUCACUUGGUUUUAUCCUUUCUGAAAUCCACCAAAUACUCUUCUUUCUUUUUCUUGGCAUUUGUCACUUUGUUCAAUGAAGCAUGACUAGACAAAGAGAACAAGUAGAUACUAUUUUUGUGGUCAGCAAAGCAGCUGCCAGUAGAUAGACAGUGUGUGUACAUACAUAUACACGCUGUUUGGGAAUGUUUCAGUUAUAAAUGCAGCCACCUACAUUAAUGAUAUCCCUGUUCAACAUUUUUAAACAAGCACAAAUAAUAUUUGUAAAAAAAAAGUUUAAUUUUAUUUAUUAUAGUAAUAAACUAUUUUA